AAAGAUUGACUUGUUCAAGAAAAAGAAAAAAAAAAGCUCGUGCGAUUCAUUUAUCAGCUAACGUUUACUCCAGAAGCAUUUUGCACCCUUCAAAAUCCACUCAAUCUCCAAACCCUAAAAAUCUCGCCUUUCCAAAUCCCAAAUUCAAAACUUCCCCCGAAAUCAAACACGUUAAAUCCCCCAAAACGGAAGAUCAGAUGUCGUCCUCGUCGAGCCCGAAGGAGGCGGCGCCGCCGUGGCUGGAAUUGCCGCGGGAGAUAACUUCGGCGAUUCUGCACAAGUUGGGGGCGAUCGAGAUACUGACGACUGCACAGAGUGUAUGCACUGCGUGGCAGAGUGUUUGCCGAGACCCUUCAAUGUGGCGGUGCAUCGACAUGCGAAAUACUGGCGAUCUCUGGGACAUGCCGUACAAUUUGGAGAAGAUGUGCCGCCACGCAGUCGAUCGCAGCCAGGGCCAAUUGAUUGAUAUCAAUAUUGAGUAUUUUGGUACCGAUGAAUUACUGCACUACAUUUCUCAGAGAUCUAGUCAGCUCAGACGUCUUCAACUUGUAUUUUCCUAUGGCAUAACAGGUGAUGGUCUGAUCGAAGCAGUUAAAAAAUUCCCUCUGCUGGAGGAGCUGCAUCUGUACUACACUUCUAUCGAUGCACAAGCUAUUGAAGCCAUUGGCCGAUUAUGCCCGCACUUGAAGUCAUUUACAUCAAACAACCGCUGGUACAAGCAGGAGUAUCUCGUGUGUGAUAUGGAUGCCCGAGCAAUUGCAGAAAACAUGCCUCAACUACGCCAUCUCCAACUCUUUGGAAACAAAAUGACAAAUGAAGGCUUGCAGGCCAUUCUUGACGGCUGUCCUCAUCUUGAAUUGCUUGAUCUGAGGCAGUGCUUCAACAUCCACUUCGGUGGGAACAUAGGCAGAUUGUGCACGCAGAGGAUUAGAGACUUGAGGCGCCCCCAUGACUCAACUGAUGAUUACCCUUUUGAUGCUGAUAUAUAUGAUUAUGAAACAUCAGAUGAUGACUAUAUAACUGGCUUCUCUGACAUGGAUUUAGUGUCUGAUUACGAUGACUAUCUUGAAUUCUCUGGAGCCAGUGAUUGUUCGGGCGAAUAUUUCGAUUACCACGACGCUUGGUAAGUGAGGACAUACUAAGGUUCUUGAGCUUUCAUUGGUUUUCAUCUGCUGUAGCGUCGUCUAGUUUAUCGUACCCUGAUGCAAUGUCCUACUUUUCAAUCGUGUAAAAAUGUUGGAUUUGCAAAAUGGAUGAUGUUUGCAGCAAUUCCUUAUGUAUUGUAACUUUGAUCAGCCGUUCAUCUUUGUAGUUGGUUAAUUGUAGGUUUCUUUUUUUAGUUGAAUUGAAUGUAGUUAUAUUGCCUAA
This is a messenger RNA of Salvia miltiorrhiza (redroot sage), 1368 nucleotides long. Its product is annotated as F-box protein SKIP19-like. The coding region runs from base 198 to 1127 and encodes 309 amino acids. NCBI's taxonomy places the organism in Eukaryota, Viridiplantae, Streptophyta, Magnoliopsida, Lamiales, Lamiaceae. Gene Ontology annotation, molecular function: protein binding. The transcript has 2 exons. The record is from RefSeq and is a predicted model, not a curated record.